Messenger RNA from Haliotis rufescens (red abalone), 969 nucleotides. Its product is annotated as glutamate receptor-like. Bases 1 to 969 code for a protein of 322 amino acids. NCBI's taxonomy places the organism in Eukaryota, Metazoa, Mollusca, Gastropoda, Lepetellida, Haliotidae. The transcript has 4 exons. The record is from RefSeq and is a predicted model, not a curated record. Gene Ontology annotation, cellular component: membrane. Gene Ontology annotation, molecular function: glutamate-gated receptor activity; nucleic acid binding.
AUGUCUGUAAUCAGUCAACAUGUCAUCUUCAUCAACAGUUACAAGUACAUUGAACCCCCAGAUGGCCUGUGGGGAGAAGUGGAAGAAAACGGCAGUUGGACGGGCAUAGUGGGUAUGCUUCAGAGAGAGGAGGCGGACUUAUGCUCUGUUCCAUAUGCCAUGAACAUUGAACGUGCAAAAGUGAUGGAGUUCACUUAUCCCAUACUUACAGAAUACUCAACGGUUAUUUACAAAAAGAUGGACGAUAAAAACAAGACAUGGAAGGUGUUGAUUUCUUGUUUCAAAUGGGAGGUCUACAUUGUUGGUGGUAUUGUGCUGCUCAUCAUCGGGCUAAUGUAUGGCUGUCUGAUUAAGUCAACUCCUAAUCCGUGUAAAGAAGUGGAAAUAAUGAGAAAGUCCGUUUACUAUAAUGGUAUCACCAUGGCAAUAUCGCCUCCACUGUGUGAAGCCACAGUGGACGUACCCGUGUUUGACUCUGGACGAAUGCUGUUCAGCUGUUGGUGGUUGUUCUGCCUCAUCAUGACAGCUAUCUACAGAUGUAACCUAAUGACCUUCCUCACUGUCAGUCGAACAGUCGUCCCAUUCAGCAGUUUGGAGGAAUUGGCAAACCAAGAUGUCUUUGACGUCGGGGCACCUGUUGGGAGUUAUGUUAGCUUAGCCAUAGAGCACGAUAAUGCGAGGCCUCACACGGCAAGGCUGACCCAGAACUUCCUAGCAAACGCCAACAUUCACGUUUUACCAUGGCCAGCAUGUUCACCGGACAUGAACCCAAUCGAACACAUGUGGGAAAUUCUCGGCCGCAAAGUCAGGAAUCGCCCUGUGCCUCCAGUUGACUUCCAGGAAUUGGAACAAUGCCUCCUCCAAGAAUGGCAACACAUCCCCGCCAACGUCAUCAGACGUCUGACGUCAUCAGCCCGUAGACGUGUACUAGCGUGUAUUGACGCUCACGGAGGACAUACCCGGUACUAA